AUGCUGAAGCAGACUGGGUUGCAAGCAGCCGGUCCGAGCGCAUCGUCGCCGCUGGCUGGCGUGACUGGCGUCGACACUGCCGUUGACGAGCACUUGUCCCUUGCCACCGCACAGUCGCGCAUUGGGUAUCGACAGCAAGACGGACAAGGCGCUGCUGCGGGACCACCGUCGGCCGUGCCGAGUGCUGCACUGUCAUCCAGCAGUCGCUCGGCGUCGCUGGAGGAGCCGACGCUCGACAUGUCGGCUGCCAUGAUGAGCGCGGUGGCGGGAAUGGUCGCAAUGCCAAUCUCGACACAAACACUCGAGCCUACAUCGCCUCCGUUGUCGCCGCCGCCACUCGCAGCCCAACCCGCGCUCGCAAGUGGAAGCUCGUCCGAGCACCCAUCCAUCCAUGGCUGGCUGAACAAGCUUGGCGCAAAGGGCUUGGUGAAAACGUGGAAGACGCGAUGGAUGGUGUUUCAACCAUUCAGCUGCCAGCUGCAUUACUACGAGAGCCCCAAGGAUGUCUAUCCUCUUGGAACGAUUGACAUUUCCAACGCCACAUUCACCAUUGACAACGAUGCCAACAAGCACAGCGACUCUGGUCACUUUUCCAUCAACACGGAAGCCCGCCGAUAUAUUCUUGCUGCGCGAGACAAGGAAACAAUGCUGGGUUGGUUGGGAUCGCUGCAGGAGGAGCGACAGCGCUAUCAAGCGCGCAUCCAGUCAAAUACAAACACAACCGCAACCACUCCUCCCGCGCCCGUGAGUGCAGCUGCGUCUCUGGCUCCCACGCAGGCGGCUGUCUCACCCGAGCCCGCACUCGCGCCCAGCGGCACAGCUUUGCCUCCCUCGACCGCUACAACUGCGCCGCCCGCAAGGCCGAGCCUUGGUACGGUCUCUCCAUCCGGUUCGCCUGCAUCUGAGCGUCGUGGACCACCCCCGAGGCCUCUUCCGUAUGCCGUGUAUUUGGAAAAUAGCAUCGCGGCAGCAGCCGAGACCGGCUCUAGUGCCAGCAGUAGUACCGAGGCACCACCGCAAGUCACCACCGCCCAGCCCACACCGUCAGCACCUGGUAGUGGCGCGGAUGCCACAAGCACGGCGGCUCCGGUAGCGUUGGAGCCAGCACCCAGCGCUCCACCGUCUGUCAGUACGGCCUCAACCUCGUCGUCAAACCGAUGGUUUUCUUCCCUCAAGUUGAAGACUGCGCUGGGUGGCUCUGGUUCGGCGACUGGCUCUGGCUCUGGCUUUGGCUCUGGCGCUGGCUCUGGCUCUGGCUCUGGCGUUGGCUCUGCAUCCAGCUCUCCCGGCAAUGUGUCCCAUCCGGCUACCCCGGGGUCGGCACAGCGCAAGGCCAGCGACACCACCGACUCCAAGCCCUUCCAACGGUUUGGCUUUAGCAUCAAGCUCGGCAAAUCGACGGACAGCGCAACCAUCGAAAGCUUGCGCGACGAGCUGGCGCAAGCAGAGAAGGACAUUUCGGUUCGCGAGGAGGUUCUGCAGUCGCUUUACCAGAGCAUCAAAGAGUUGGAUGCUGAGCGACAGUCGCGCGCGGCCCUCGACCGCUGCGCGUCAGACAAAGAAAAGGAGGAGCUGCUUGUUGUGCGCGAUCGACGGGUGAUGGAACUCGAGAGCAACAUUCACGAAAUGAGCAACGAGCGUGACACGGCUCGUGCCGAGGCAGAUGCUGCGCGGGCGCGCAUCGCCGCACUUGAAGAGCAGCUGCUGGCCAUUUCGGAUACGCUCGUUGAGCGCGAUCGUGAAAUUGUCUCGCUCAGCGAUAAAACAAUUGAUCGACACCAAUUCCAGACGGCGCAAGCCGAGAUCAGGAAACUCCGCGAGGAGAACACUGCCUUGGCCGAGCGCAACUCGUUUCUCACCUCUGAAAACAACGCUGUCAUCCAGUUCCGCACCGACAACGACCGCACUAUCGCUCGCCAGCAAAAGAAGAUUGCCCAGUUGGAGGGCGACCUCUCGCGCGCUCGAUCGUCCUACUAUGCUCUUCUCCAGCGCCUUCCGGCCUCGCAAGCGGGAACGGCCAGCUCUGGACUGGGUAGUGAAGGUGGUGGAGGCAUCGCUGACCUCGAUCCAACCCUGCCUGCGUUUGCCGAGCCGAGUGACGCGCCCAACGAUGCUGCGCUCGACUCGCUCGGCCAGUACGAUCAGUACGGCUUCUUGGAGCCCUCGAGCUCGGAUGCGCUCGGCUCGCUGAUCAAGCACAGCAAGAAGCAAGUCGCUACUCAAAGCGAAAGCCUGCAGGAGACUCGCUUGCAGCGCUGGAACCGCUACAUGCAGACACAUUCUGGCAAGCCGAUCGAUCCCAACGCGAAAGAGUUAAAAUCCCUCGUGCGGAGCGGCAUUCCGGAGGAGUUCCGGACAGAGAUCUGGCUCGAGUGCAUUGAACGGCUCACCGGCGACGACCGCCGCAUGAUGGGUGCUGGGCACUACUUCAAGCUGCUCGAAAGCAAUGUGCGCAAACAAUCGCGAGCGACCCAGCAGAUCGAGCUCGAUCUGCUCCGAACGCUGCCGCUCAAUGUCAAUUACUCGACGCCCACAGCGCCAGGUAUUGCAAACCUGCGUCGUGUGCUAGUCGCCUACAGCUGGCACAACCCGCAAGUCGGUUACUGCCAGGGCAUGAACCUGAUUGCCGCCAUCCUCUUGCUCCAUCUCAACGAGGAGGACUCUUUCUGGGGCCUUGUCGCGCUGAUUGAGCAUGUCAUGCCGCCGGACUACUACAAUGCCUCGCUGAUUGCCAGCCAAGCCGACCAGCGUGUCUUGCGUGAUUUGCUGCAGGAGAAGUGUCCGCGUCUCUUUGCCCAUCUCGACAAGCUCAAGAUUGAUCUGACCAUGAUUACUUUCAACUGGUUCUUGACGCUUUUCGUGGAUGCACUGUCCCCUGAGGUUCUCUUCCGUGUGUGGGACACAUUCUUCCUGGAAGGCAACAAGGUCCUCUUCCGAUAUGCGCUGGGAUUGCUGCGCGUGAACGAAAAGACCUUGCUUGCAAUGGACGACUCGCUGGCCAUCUUUAACUAUCUGAAGAAUCUUUCAACAAAGUCCUUUGACCCGGAUGUGCUUUGGAAGGCGAGCUUCCCCGAUUUGAAUCCAUUCCCAAAGUCAAAGAUUGCCCAGCGCCGGCAGCACCACCUGACAAUGGUCAAGAACGAAGUCAACGAUCUCGAGCGAAACCGUGCCGAUUACAUUCGGCGGAAGGCUCGUGCCGAAAUCGAGGCGCAAGAACGUCUACGCACACAACGACUGCACGAGGAGGAACAAGAAAUGCUCAACUCGCAGCAACAGCAGUUUCAACACAAUGCCGCCAUUCUGGAGCAAGAAACAACAGCGACAACAACGGCAGCGGCAGCGGCCACUGCAGCAACUGUCACUAGCUCGCCAGAGCGAGCCAGCUUCACCACGUCCAUCGCUGGCGCAACAUCGCCACCGCUGCCUUCGUCGCCGACCGCAUUGCGCACAACCAUGCCCUUCUUGACGUCGCCCCUGAAGACUGCACCAACGCUUGCUGUAACCCAGUCCGACGGCAGCUCGAUCGCACAGCCCACGCCCGCACUGCUGGACGGUGCGGAGCACGAUCAGACCCUGCGAGAUGAGCUUGCACACGCCACGUCAACUGCCUUGUUAACGUCCCAGUUUGGGCUCGAGUAACGCGCGAGGUUUUUCGGUUUUUUGGGCUCGAGUAACAUUGUUUUCGUUCGUUGUUUAUGUCCUUGUUGUGGUUUCACCCUCUCCUUCAAAUAUCAACCGCUAUUUGCUCGCAAUCACCCUCAUUGUUGUGUCGAGCACCUCUAAUUCGCACACAAUACACAAUGCGAACUGA
Capsaspora owczarzaki ATCC 30864 is the source of this 3811-nucleotide messenger RNA. RefSeq lists its product as hypothetical. NCBI's taxonomy places the organism in Eukaryota, Filasterea, Ministeriida, Capsasporidae. The record is from RefSeq and is a predicted model, not a curated record. The transcript is spliced from 6 exons. Bases 1 to 3639 code for a protein of 1212 amino acids.